Molecule: messenger RNA, 2943 nt
Organism: Orbilia oligospora ATCC 24927
Lineage: Eukaryota; Fungi; Ascomycota; Orbiliomycetes; Orbiliales; Orbiliaceae
Exons: 4
Coding region: 1-2943 (980 amino acids)
Biological process (GO): regulation of DNA-templated transcription
Cellular component (GO): chromosome; chromatin; nucleus
Molecular function (GO): histone H3K36 methyltransferase activity; protein binding
Source: RefSeq, a predicted model, not a curated record
AUGACCUCUACGGAGGUCGUCCUGCCGAGUGGCUCGGCUUCCAUCCCCAUAACCACCUCCCAACCUCACACUAUUCUAAAGAAAGGAGAAUCGCCUCCUCCUCCAUCUUCCUCCACACUCACACCUACACCCACACAGACAGAAGAUAAUGGUGAGAGCACCUCAAACGGCUUCAAGAUGGAGGAAUCCUCAUCGCCUCUCUCCAAUCCGUCACCACAGGAGGUUCCUCCUUCUACUAACCCUUCGUCUCCCCGAGACGCCAAACCCGAUGUUCCCGACAACUCGGAAGGAUUAAAGAUGGAGCGAUCCGAGUCAUCUAGCACACCUCAGCCGCCGACACGCGGUGGUAGGAAACCGAAGAAAGCACGGCAUAUUGUGCUAUACAACGACCUCCCUGACAAAACGGAGGAGGCCCAGGCUAAAUUCCAGUUGAUGGAGUACUGUACCUAUCAGCCAAAGUCGCUAGCUGACUCGGGACAGGAAGAAGAAUUAAUGUCCUGCGAUUGUCGUCCUGAAUAUGAUGAUGGCGUGAACCAUGCUUGUUCGCAAAACUGCAUCAACGCCGAGACAUUUGUGGAAUGUGUUGACGGAGACUCUAACUGCGGCGGUCAAUGUCAGAACCAGCGUUUCCAGAAAAGAGAAUAUGCCAACGUCUCGGUCAUCCAAACGGAAAUGAAGGGGUAUGGCCUCCGGGCCAAUACUUCCAUGGAACCCGGGACCUUUAUCUACGAAUAUGUCGGCGAAGUCAUCGGCGAAUCUCAAUUUCGUAAACGUCGGGAACUGUACGGAAAGGAAGAUAUCAAACAUUUCUACUUUAUGAGCAUUAAAGUCGGCGAAUACAUUGAUGCGACGAAGAGAGGAUGCUUGGCCAGGUUUUGCAAUCACUCGUGUAACCCGAACUCCAUGGUCGAGAAAUGGGUUGUUGGCGGGAAGCUCCGAAUGGGUAUCUUUGCGAAGGUCAAGAUCGAGGCUGGCGAGGAAUUGACAUUUGAUUACAACGUUGACCGGUAUGGUGCCGACCCCCAGAAGUGCUUCUGCGGAGAGCCGAAUUGCAUUGGGUACAUUGGUGGGAAAACACAGACAGAAGCAUCCACUAAGCUUCCAACGCUAUACCUCGAGGCGCUCGGUCUUGACGACGACGACGCCUGGCUCACGGCUACUUCUCGAAAAGCACAGAAAAAGAAGAGGAAUGACGAUGGAGAUUACAUCUACAAGGCGAAGAUCAGGGAGCUAUCCCAUGAUGGUGUCCCCAAGGUCAUGGGUACCCUCAUGCAAGCGAGCAAACAAUGGAUCGUGGUUAAGUUACUCGAUCGUAUUGAAGCUGCUCAGGACCCGAAGGUCCUGCCGAGGGUACUCGAAAUGCACGGUUACAAGAUCUUCAACAAACUUCUAGGAGACUGGAGAACUGUCACAGAAGUUGUCCUUCCGAUCUUGCAAAUCAUGCACAAAUGGCCACGAAUCACGAAGAACAAGAUUAGCUCAUCCAAGAUUGAGGGCACGGUCAAAGAACUCGCGGAAUCAUCGUCACACCCGAAGGUUAAGGAACUUGCGGCGGAAUUGGCAGAGUCAUGGGGUGCUUUGGAGAUGGGUUACAGAAUCCCACGACGACAAAAGGAUUCGAAUGAUUCGCCUAACCCUGAAUUUGAAAGACGAAAUCGCCGACGUAGUAGGUCGCGAUCUCGAUCGCCACCAGAGCAGGAGAAACCUGUCAACAUUCCUACAGGACCGAGAAACUCCAAACCCCAGUUCAUCCCGAAACCACGGUCAUUCCCGAAGGAUGCGCCAAAGGGACCUCGAAUUCCGAAUGUUCCUCUGCCGCCUGAGUGGAAGGUGUACAAGAACCCGAACGGCAAGACAUACUAUCACAAUACGAUCACCAAUGCAACCCAAUGGGACCACCCGGGCAAGAAUACUCCCCCAACGCCAUCCGCCCGAGCUCCAAUUGUGCAGAAAAAGGAUCCCAGGGUCACCGGCAUUAUCCAAUCUAUUGAGGAUGAGGUUGUCAGAGAGACGGAAGAACGGAGGUUAAUGAGAAUAGCAGCUGCCCAACAGCAACAGCAACAGCCACCUACUCCGGAGGAACCCGUUGAGUCGGAGGAGGAGAGAGCCAAAAAGCUCCUCCAUCAUGAGAGGCGCGUCAAAUUUGCGUAUUAUACUAUUGUCAAAGAGACGACAGCCAUCUUCCUCCCGAAGAUGGGGAAAGCUGAGAUUAAAAAGCGGAAUGAGGAGAUUACACGCCUAUGUGCUCGGAAAGAUAUGAAGAAGACAGGGCUUAAGACGCCUAUCGAACUCAGUAGUGAGAAACAUAGGCAGAUUCGAAAGUUCACGCAGGACUACAUGCGCUCCCUGUGGAAGAAAAUGAAGGCACACUACAUAGCUAAGAAGGCUAAAGAGGCCGCCGCUAAGGGAUCCAAGCUAGAGGGCGGGGCUGAUAAGGACGCCACUGAAUUGGACGCCGAUAAAGAAAUUGCGUCCGAAUAUCCUGGAUUCGACCCCGACGCUGAAUUCGACGCUGAGGCAGCCGUUGACGUCGAUGAGACUCUGGCCGCCAAAGAUGACGAGCCAUCCCUUGAGCCUAGCCCCAACACAGGGCCCCUUUCGCCAAAGAGGAAACGUUCCGACAGUGAAGAUGACGAGAUCAUCGCCAACGGAGCAGGCUCGCCGAAGCGCGGUCGCUUUAACGAGACGAUCGUGCUUAGUAGUGCGCAACCGCCUCCACCGCCCCCUGGCUCUCCACCUCCUGUUACUCCGCUUCCGGCCUCCCCGACUGGUUCUACUCCGGUAUCUGAAUCCCGUUCCCCAAGACACAAGCGGGAUGAAGAUGAAGAACCGGUAUCCAUUGCCGAUGAGAAACAGCCGCGCAAAAGAGCUCGUUCCAUCCCUAAGAGCAGGUCGCCGUCCCCCCGGCCUGUUUCCAAUCCGGCUGUCCAAACUACGGCAUAG